Messenger RNA from Cetraspora pellucida, 2445 nucleotides. Lineage: Eukaryota; Fungi; Glomeromycota; Glomeromycetes; Diversisporales; Gigasporaceae. The record is from the annotation of a GenBank genome assembly.
AUGCGCCUAAGGUGCUCAACACCAAUGAUCACAUUACAAAUGAAUAACACAUCUUUUCUUCAGACUAAUAAUGCUUAUAACUUACUUUUGUCUCAUACUAGCGAUGAUUAUAAUUCACCUUUGCUUCAUACUGAUGAUGUUUAUGACAGUUUUAUGGACACUUACUUUAAUAAUAUUAUGGCUUCUGAGGAUAUUUUAAAUGACUUUGGUAACCAGCAAAUUUCAGACAAUGCAUUUGAUGAUUUUGACAAUGAAGUGGAUGUUGAGGACGAAGCUAAAGAAAUGGAACAUGAAGUGGAUUUUGAGAACGAAGAUAAAGAAAUGAAACAUGAAGUGAAUUUUGAGAACAAAGAUAAAAAAAUAAAACCUGAACCUAGAUAUUCGUUAACUGUAAAUCAGUUUUUUAAAACUUGGAAAGCUGUUGAUGAUGAAAUUGAUAAGGUUGAUAAGGAGCCUCGGCAUCGAGUAUAUACAUGUACAAAAGAACAAACAUAUGUGCCACAUAAAGAAGCUCAUAUUCUCAGUGAAAGAGAUCGAGGUCAUAAAUCAAUGGUUCAAAAUAUUACUAUAGUUGAAGCAAGGUACUGUCAGUUAACAAAAAAAAUGCAAGAUGAUGUUAGAUUACUCUCAUCUUGUGGUGUGCAAGCUGGUGCGAUUAUUGAGGUUCUACAAAAAAAGUAUCCCAAGAAACAUAUUUAUGUGCAUAAUGUCUACAAUAUGAUACAAGCUAUUCAUUUUGAGAAUUGUGUUGCAAGUGAUGCAGGUAGCACCUAUCUUGAAUUAAUUAAAAAACAAUAUGAUAAACCUGGUUACUAUAUUAAUGCAAAGUUUGAAGAAGCAGACAACCAUUUAGUUGGUCUUAUGUGGAUGUGGCCGAGUCAGAUUCAAUUAUGGAGCAGCUUUCAUGAUGUUGUUCUUAUAAAUACUACUUUCAAAAUGAAUAGAUAUUCGAUGAUGCUUUGUAUGUUGAUAAUUAUUAACAACCACAAUCGUUCAUGUCUAGUAGCAACUGUGGUGAUAUUGGAUGAGACAAGUAAUACUUUCUCUUGGAUUUUUGAAUAUUUACUUGAAGCAUCUAAUGGCUUGGCUUCAAAAGUGUUAUUUAUGGAUGCUGAUUGUGCAAUGGUUUCUGCUGUAAACACAACAUUACCAAACACAAAACACUAUUUCUGUCUUUUUCAUAUCCGAAAAAAUCUUGAAAACCAUGUAGAGAUUACAUUUGAGAAAUGCUGGGCAGAUUUGCUGCAAAAAUAUCCUGAUUCUGUGCUAUCGUUUAAUGCUGGUGUACAGACUACGCAACGAGUUGAAUCAUACAAUGGGAUUAUCAAAAAACACAUUAAUGGCUCUUCUUCUCUAUUUGAAUUGACAAUACUUAAAAUUCAAUGCCGUAAAAUGAAUCUCAGUAUACACUAUCAGGCACAAUUAGUCAAUUUAACAGAUAGACUUCAAAGUCAGAUAACAGAUGAAAUAUCGGCUGGAAUGUUUUCUGAUAAUCAGUUCGAUGCAUUCGUAAUUGAGCUUAAAGAAUUAAUAAGUGAUUUGAAUUAUACACGUAUUCAUGAGAUCUGGAAAGUUUCAUCAAUUAAUAUGAAAAUUGCUAAGUUUCAUGUUGGAAAUAUAUCACAUAGAUGGUAUUUGGAUGAGGUCAUUUGUGGGGAAGAAACAAAGAUUAAUAAUGAGCCAGCGAAUUCAAUAAUAAAUAAUGAGAAAUUUGGAUUAUUUAUACACAGUAUUCAAGUUAAUUUUAUGCAUCUUGACAGCAUUCGAGGUAGUUAUGUUUUUACUCAUAAGAAGACUCUUGAUUUGGCAAUUGCAACAGGAUGGUACGAAGAAUUAUGUGAAAUGCACCUUAACCUAAUGAAAGAAAUGGAAAUAGAACUUGUAACAGAAGAUAAUUGUAAUAUAGGAGAUGAUAAUAUUGAGCUGUUUGCAGCUUCAAUUAGUAAUCCAGUUGGUAUACAUUUAAAGGGUAGAAAAUGGAAAAUCUUAAAAGAAGCAAGAAUAGGAAUCAAUGAAAAUUUGACUCGUCAAGAGAAUUGUUGCAGUAUUUGUGAUCAGGCAAGACCUAACUCUUGUACAUGUAACUCAGAUGUUUCAAAUAAUCAGAUGAAUGAUGUGAAUAAGGAAGGUUUUAAUGAUGUGGUCAACCAUAGUCGUCAUGAAAAUAAGUCUCGACAUUGUGGUGUCUGUGGUCAAAUAGGCCACAAUGCUCGUACAUGUAAUUUGGAUAGUUCAAGCAAACAGAUAAACAAUUUAGUUCUAGAAGGCCAUAAUCGUGAAAAUGAAAUUAGAUCACCAUUAUCGUUACCAAUUACAAGUAAAAAUGGUGAAGAUUUAAAUUUAAUGAGUUCAGUUGAUAAGGAUCUUGCCAACAAUAAGUCUCGCCGUUGUGGUACUUGUGGACAAGUAGGUCAUAAUGCUCGUACAUGUGACGUUAAAAGGUAG